CUAGAGGCUCUAAGAUGCAAAAAAAAAAAAAAAGAACAAAAGAAAGAAAAUGGGAUAAUUGCAUGGCUGAGAAACAAAAAAAAGUUUACUGAAAUCGUUCACAUUUAAUCACUCUCCGUCCAACUCCGUUAACUUUUGUUUACGAGGCGUUCAACUCUAAAAGUUGACCAUUAAAUGUGUGACGUGAUAAUUUAAAAAUAAUAAAAAUAAUAUUUUUUUUAAAAAAAUUGCCAUCUCAUUUCCACCUCAUUAUCACUUUUAUUUAAAAUAAAUAAAAAAUCCUAAUUUCUUCUAAUCUGCAAUGCCAAUACUCGACCUCUCUCAAGACACCGCACACUGGGAAUCACUCUCCCCCAACGAGCGCCACUUCAUCACCCACAUCCUUGCCUUCUUCGCCGCCUCCAACGGAAUCUUCCUCGAGAAUCUCGCCGGCUGGUUCAUGAAGGAAGUGCAAUUCGCGGAGGCCAGAGCCUUUUACGGGUUCCAGAUCGCGAUCGAGAACAUCCACUCUGAGAUGCACAUCCUCCUUCUUGAGACCUACAUCAAGGACUUCGAUGAGAAGAGCCGCCUCUUAUGCGCCAUCGAGAUGGUGCCUUGUGUGGCCGAGAAGGCCCAGUGGGCCUUGAAGUGGAUCGACAGUGGGGAAUCGUUCGCCGAGAGGUUGAUUGUAUUUGCCUGUGUGGAAGGGAUUUUCUUCUCCGAUAGCUUCUGCACGAUAUUUUGGCUGAAGAAGCGCGGAUUGAUGCCCGUGUUGACGUUCUCCAACGAGCUGAUCUCGCGAGAUGAAGUGCUUCAUUGCGAUUUUGCCUGCUUGCGAUGGCGGGGUAUUGGUAUUAGGGAUUAGAAGAAAUUAGGGUUUUUAUUUAUUUUAAAUAAAAGUGAUAUUGAGGUGGAAAUGAGAUAGCAAUUUUAAGAAAUUUUAUUUUAUUAUUUUUAAAUUGUCAUUUUACACAUUUAACAGUCAACUUUUAGAUUUGACCGCCAUGUAAGCAAAAGUUAACAGAGUUGGACGGAGAGCGACCAAAUGAGAACGGUUUCAGUAAAGUGAAGUACCACCGAUGGAUUUAAAUAUUUAGAGUGACCAAACUUUAACGUUUUUUGUAAUCUCAGUGACCAACAAUGGAAUUAACCCAAGAGAAAAUUAUAGUAAAAUGACUAAAGAUGC
Molecule: messenger RNA, 1165 nt
Organism: Linum trigynum
Lineage: Eukaryota; Viridiplantae; Streptophyta; Magnoliopsida; Malpighiales; Linaceae
Source: the annotation of a GenBank genome assembly